This is a messenger RNA of Pisolithus orientalis, 1581 nucleotides long. RefSeq lists its product as uncharacterized. NCBI's taxonomy places the organism in Eukaryota, Fungi, Basidiomycota, Agaricomycetes, Boletales, Pisolithaceae. Bases 1 to 1581 code for a protein of 526 amino acids. The record is from RefSeq and is a predicted model, not a curated record. The transcript has 13 exons.
AUGCCUGCAACUAGGUCAUCUGAUGUUACUUUCAAAGUUGGUCCCCCCACUGGUGCCUGGAGAUCAAAGAAAGUCAAUCCUACCAUCAUUUUGCCCACCAAAGCCCAACCUUCAUGUGGUGCAAAGGCCCAUCACCAGGUAGUCAAAUGGGAUGGUGAGGAGUGCCUGAACAGCAAAUCCAGCUCUGUAGCUCAACAUCCCCUUCUCCAGCCAUGCUCAAGUUGCAAUUCUUCACAAGGGUUGACAGAGAAAGAAUGCAAGGAUCAGUACCUUGACUCCUUCUGGACAAAACAGGUUGCACUCCAGAAUGAUAUAGUUGCUGAGCAGGGUCAUGAAAAGUCUGUUACCCCCAAUGACAGUGAAGAGGAUGAACAAGCUGUUGAGAGUAUGGUGCAAGCUGAAGGUGAUCUGGUCUCAGAGAACCUGGUGGAUGAUGAUGGUUGCCAAGCUGUUGAAAAUAUGAUGGAUGUCAUGAUGAUGUUGAGCAUGAAAACAGUGAUUGAAGAAGAAGAAGAAGAAGAAGAAGAAGGAGCUGCUGAUACAAAAGGUGACACUGACAGCUCUGUGACCAGGAGGCAUAGGGAAGCCAAAGGGAAAUCUCAUGCCCUAGCCAACACAUCCUCUGAAGAUGAGGAUGGACCUAGUGACACUGGAGACCUCCCUGAUGGCUUGGAGAUGACUGGGAUGCAGGGAAACCCAAAGGAUGACAUUGCACAGGCACUUGGCAUGCACACCACUCAAGAAGCCCAGGCAAUUGCAGAUGAAUAUGGCAAGACUCUUGGGUUAAUCAUGGCUGCUGCUGGUCUUACCACAGAGGCAACCCAUGCCGAAUUUGUAUGGAACAUGCAUCAGGCUUGGUGUCACACCAAGAACUAUGAGGACCAUAAAGAUGAGGAAGAACAUCCUCAACUGUGGGCUGAGAUCUGGAAGCAUUGGAGUGAGUGUGUCAGCAGGUCCAAAGACAUCAGUUCCAAGGCAAUGGAACAAAAUUGGUGCAAUGUGGAGGGCAUACAUGUCUUUGGAUGUGUAAUUUAUAGUGGGAGUGAUGAAGCUGCAUGCCAAUCCCAAGGAAUUUUUGCUGGAUCCUCCCUUCUCAUGCAGCUUAAUACCUGUCCACAAUUAUCAAGUAUGUAUAACAUAUGCCAUGUACAAUUGCCCACUGAUUUUUCUGUGCCUCUUCCUGACUUUAAUGUGCUGUCACAACCCCAUUAUGACCAUGCACUGGGAUUAAAACCUCAAGAAUACAGGCAUGAUUGCAAUUAUGCUGCCACAGAAGAGAAUGGUAUCACAGAAGGCCAGAGAAAUGUUUCUUGGAAGUCAUUGCUUGAUCUGCUGUAUGUUCACCAGUAUACCAUCACUGAUUGGCCUGCUGGAGUCCCUGCUGUUGGGCUGGAUUUCAAUGUCAAACACCUCAAUGCUGAUGAACUUCAUGCUCUGACUGUUCCAUUCCUGAAAGAGUCAAUGGGUGCAGAUUACCUUGCUGAGGCUCCACUAGAUGAUGCAUUUGUUAAGGCCCUCCCCAAAGGUGACAAGUUUAAGGAGAGAAGUGCCCCUUCAUCUUUCCCUGACCAACCUGUGUGA